CAUUUCCAAAAUGAACCCCUUCCAUCGACCAUCCCAGACAGCAGCCACCUGGCGCAAGGUCGGCCUCACCUCCGACUUCCCGGACGUCGACUCCGAGGAGGCCAAGUCGCGGAUCAAAGCUAGCUGCAAGGCAUUCCAUGUCCCCACCACGGCCACCAGGGACGAGUGCCCGGCCGACACCCCCGUCGAGGCGGACCUAGACAUGCCGGGCAACAUCAACGAGCAGGUCCUCGUCUUUCGGUAUAAGGGCAAAUUUCAUGCCAUUGAUCAUCAAUGCCCUCACGCCCUGUAUCCACUAUCCUGGGGCAGCGUCUUUGACAUCGAGGAUUUCGGCAUCACCCUGAGUGCGGGCAUCAACUGUCCCAAGCACGGGUGGUCGUUUGAUCUGUUCUCGGGGCAGGCAGACCGUGGCAACUACAAGUUGAAGGUCUGGGAGGUGCAACUGCGGGAUCCUCCGGCGUCGGACGAGGGGGCUGCAGGGUCUGCGGAGCAAGAGGUUUGGGUGAGGCGGAAGCAGCGGAUUGGCUAGGGUGAGUAGCACGCAUUGACGGCCCGGGGCCGAUGGCAUACUCGUCAAGCCACGUGCCUGGUGUGGAUUGAGGUUCAUUGCAGCAUUCGCGUUGCUGUCGCGGGGAAUUCGCUGGAUCCGACCUGCUGGUGGUGAUCUUGCUCGUGGUCUUCAGUCAGCGCGACUUCGGGGGCUUGAAAGUCUCUAGAUUGUACAUAGACAUAGCUUUAGAGGUGUCAGUAUACCGACUCUUCCCAGCGAG
This is a messenger RNA of Aspergillus uvarum CBS 121591, 770 nucleotides long. Its product is annotated as Rieske (2Fe-2S) protein. The transcript has 2 exons. Gene Ontology annotation, molecular function: 2 iron, 2 sulfur cluster binding. The coding region runs from base 11 to 529 and encodes 172 amino acids. Lineage: Eukaryota; Fungi; Ascomycota; Eurotiomycetes; Eurotiales; Aspergillaceae. The record is from RefSeq and is a predicted model, not a curated record.